AUGAGAGUGGAAGUAGCGAAGGUGAUAUUCUUCGUCGACAGUAUGAUUGCGUUCCACUGGAUCAAAUCUCCUGCUAGAGGCUUCAAAGCAUUUGUGUCCAGCAGAGUGGGAGAAAUUCAAGGUCUAACAGAUCCUUGGAACUAUUUAGGAACUAUGAAUGCUGCUGAUGAUGUAUCCAGAGGAGUAGCGGCCGAGAAACUGGCAGAAGUAUGGAAGCAGGGUCCUAGCUUUCUCUACACUGACGAAGCAGAAUGGCCAGUAGAUGAGCCUGAAGCAGAUCAGCGGUCUGUUGAGGUAGAGAAGAAGAAAUCGCCAGCCGUGCUUACAGUGUAUGAGACAAGCGAUGUGAUAGAUUGCACACGGUUUUCCAGUUGGAGGAAAUUACUGAGAGUGACAGCUUACGUGAUGAGAUUCGUAGGCAUGCUGAAGUCCAGAAUCCAGAAGGGGUCUCCACCCGACGACAAAACGGCUGUAACCACUAUCGAGUUAAAGAGAGCUGAAAUGUACUGGAUAAAGGUAGUACAGGGGAGGAUCAAGCCACGCUUCAAGAGGGGGGACUUCAAGGUGCUCACUCCUUUCAUCGACGAGGAAGGAGUGAUCAGAGUUGGAGGUAGAGUGGGAAACAUGGUCACAUCAUACGAGUCUAAGCAUCCCAUCCUGCUCCCAUUUGACCAUGGCAUAUCACUGCUGAUUACUCGAUACACGCACGAAGCGGGUCAUCAUGGUGUAGCAGCGACGACGGCCAAGACACGGAGGAGGUUCUGGAUCUUGAAGGGGCACCGGCUUGCUAAGUCUGUAAAGCACCGUUGUGUGGUAUGCAGAGCAGCUGCAUGCCAGGGAGAGACGCAGAUGAUGGCCAGCUUGCCCAGUAGCAGAGUAGCUCCGUUCACGCCGCUAUUCCACUUCACGUCGUGUGACUACUUCGGCCCAUAUCAAGUGAAAGUGGGUCGAAACAAGAAAUCGAAGUACUAUGGUGUGAUAUUUACCUGUUUGAACACCAGAGCUGUUCAUCUUGAGCUUGCAGUAGACUGUUCAACACAGGAGUUUCUGCAGGUUCUCCGGAGGUUUUUCGCGCUUCGAGGCCAUCCGAAGGUCGUCAUGAGCGAUAACGGUACUCAGUUCGCUCCCACUUCGCAACCCACCUCAGUUCGUGGGUGCCCAGCGUAA
Molecule: messenger RNA, 1167 nt
Organism: Priapulus caudatus
Lineage: Eukaryota; Metazoa; Priapulida; Priapulimorpha; Priapulimorphida; Priapulidae
Exons: 1
Coding region: 1-1167 (388 amino acids)
Molecular function (GO): nucleic acid binding
Source: RefSeq, a predicted model, not a curated record